AUGUUUUUGAAGGCCCACGCCUUCGCCGCCGGCCACCUUACGCCCGACGGGUUGCUGCUGGUGGCCUGCCUCGGCGGCUGCGAAGCUGGGUACGUCAGCGACCCGGUAACGGUGGGGUCCGAGGGACGCUACGCGGGACUGAAGGUUGCUCGCGAGCAGUCCGAUGCGGACGCCGGGGUCGACGGCGACGUGGUUACCUUCUGGCUGGUGGGCGAGGAGAAUCGGGUGCGCGCCGACCAGGCGGUGCUGUUCCUGGGCAGCGCCCAGACUCGCAAGCUGCACCUGAGCUUCGCCGCCGUUCCCUCUGUGCCCGGCGUGGAGGAGCAGGAAGAGGUCGCCGCAGCUCCGGUGGACGAACCACCCAGGUGGUUCACAACCGAUUUGACGGUGCCCAACCCGGCCGAUCUGGGCCUGUUGCCAUCGGAUUCGCCGCAGGCCUUCGCCGCGACCACCUUCCGGAUCGGCGGCGUGCCACUGCUGCCGGGGUUCGUAAUCGUGCUGGGAUUGCUGCUGGCGCUGACCGGAGGGUCGGUGCUCCUCUACCGCCGCCGUCUGACCUGGUAA
Geodia barretti is the source of this 564-nucleotide messenger RNA. Lineage: Eukaryota; Metazoa; Porifera; Demospongiae; Tetractinellida; Geodiidae. The record is from the annotation of a GenBank genome assembly.